AAAAGGGGGCUCUUUAGUUUACUCAUAGUUAAACACAUGCAAGAAGAGCCUCAUGUAUUCUCGCUUCCUUUUUCUCUUUGCUUUGAGCUUCUUCUACAUUCUUUCAACAGAUACAAUAUAUGUAACAAGAGCUCAAACAUCCCCCAUGACUGCCAUUGGGGUGAACCUAAGUUUUCAAGAGAAUCAUGUGGUAUUGAGUAAUGGCAUAGUCCAAAUCAUUCUAUCAAAUCCAGAGGGACAUCUCACGAGCAUACAAUAUAAUGGAAUUGACAAUCUGCUAGAAGUAAGGAAUGACGAAACUGGUCGAGGGUAUUGGGACCUUGUUUGGAGUCCACCUGGAAGUCCUGGCACGACUGGUACUUCCGAAAGGAUUGUAGGAACAAGUUGUGAAGUUAUAGUAGAAACAGAGGAUCAAGUUGAAAUCUCAUUUUCAAGAACAUGGGAUUCCUCCCAGGAGGGAAAGCAUGCCCCAUUGAAGAUAGACAAAAGGUUUGUUUUGCUUCGUGGUUCUGCGGGCUUCUACUCAUAUGCAAUUUACGAGCAUUUGGAGGGAUGGCCUGGUUUCAAUCUUCCCGAAACCAGAAUAGUGUUCAAGCUUCGGAAAGACAAGUUUCACUAUAUGGCCAUGUCUGAUGACAGACAAAGGUAUAUGCCUUUGCCCGAUGAUCGGUCACCCAAAAGAGGAAAACCAUUGUCUUUUCCUGAGGCGGUACAUCUUCUUAACCCAGUGGAACCUGAGUUCAAAGGAGAGGUAGACGAUAAAUAUCAAUAUUCGUGUGAAACCAAGGAUCUAAAGGUCCAUGGAUGGAUAUCUACGGAGCCCCUUGUUGGGUUUUGGCAGAUAACGCCAAGUAAUGAGUUUCGAACUGGUGGACCCCGAAAACAAGAGCUUACUUCACAUGUUGGACCCGUAAAUCUUGCUAUGUUUGUAAGUGCUCACUAUGGGGGAAGCGAUUUAGUUAUCAAGUUCGAGGAAGGUGAGAUGUGGAAGAAAGUUUUUGGUCCGGUUUUCAUGUAUGUAAAUUCGAACUCUACUGGAGAAGAUCCUCAUAUGCUUUGGAAAGAUGCCAAGAAUCGGAUGUUAAAGGAAGUUGAAAAAUGGCCUUACAGUUUUCCAGCUUCAACAGAUUUCCAGAAAGCUCAUCAAAGGGGUAAAAUAAGUGGUAGAUUAAUGGUAUACGAUAGGUUCAUAACUGACAAACACACACCAGCAAAUGGUGCUUACAUUGGACUAGCUCCACCAGGAGACCUCGGAUCAUGGCAACGUGAAAAUAAGGGUUAUCAAUUUUGGACUAAUACGAAUGAUGAAGGAGACUUUUCGAUUAAAAAUAUACUGGCUGGCACAUAUAAUGUGUAUGCUUGGGUCCAUGGAUACAUUGGCGACUACAAAAACGUUAGCGCCAUCACCAUCACACCAGGUUGUGACAUCAGACUUGGUGAUCUUGUUUUCGAGCCCCCAAGAGAGGGUCCAACGUUAUGGGAGAUUGGCAUACCUGAUCGAUCUGCAGCUGAAUUCUACAUUCCUGAAUCUGACCCAAUGUAUACAAACCAAUUUCUUGACAAUGAUCUUAACAGGUUUAGGCAAUACGGAUUAUGGGAAAGAUACCCAAAGUUAUAUCCUGAUAGUGAUUUGGUUUUCACGGUUGGUCAAAGUGAUUACAAAAAAGAUUGGUUCUUUGCACAUGUAAACAGGCAGAAAUUUGACGUUAUGUACGACAAAACAAUAUGGACUAUCAAGUUCAAGCUUCACGAAAUGAUCAAGAAUGGAACUUAUACACUGAGAUUGGCUCUAGCAUCAGCACAAUUUUCCGAUUUGCAGGUUCGAGUUAACAACCAAAAUACGGAUGUGCCGCUAUUUUCAACUGGAGUAAUUGGUGGUGACAAUGCAGUUUCAAGGCAUGGAAUACAUGGAUUGUACUGGUUAUAUAACAUAGCUGUAUCGUCAAAGUUUCUAAAGACCGGGCAGAAUGCCAUUUAUUUGACAAGAAUCAACGAAGGAAUCUUGUUUCCCGGAGGGAUAAUGUACGACUACAUUCGUUUAGAAGGACCCCUUCCUAAAUGAGAAAAAGAAGUCCCUGUGAUUA
This is a messenger RNA of Erigeron canadensis, 2084 nucleotides long. Its product is annotated as probable rhamnogalacturonate lyase B. The record is from RefSeq and is a predicted model, not a curated record. The coding region runs from base 53 to 2062 and encodes 669 amino acids. The transcript is spliced from 16 exons. NCBI's taxonomy places the organism in Eukaryota, Viridiplantae, Streptophyta, Magnoliopsida, Asterales, Asteraceae. Gene Ontology annotation, biological process: carbohydrate metabolic process. Gene Ontology annotation, molecular function: carbohydrate binding; catalytic activity.